CGGGCACAUGUAUAAACACGUACUUAAGCAUGAAGGCUUGUGGUCAUGCAUAUGCCUGUGUGUACAUUCAUGUGUGUUCCGUUUCUGUACGUAUAAUUGUGGUUCUGCCACAUACACACACACACACUCACACUCUUUCUCACCUGGGCGUGCACGUCUGCCCCUGUUUCUGCCAUGGCUUAGCCAGACUCUGGAUUUGCCCUCUCCCCAUUCCAGAAUUUGGGCCCUUCAGGCACAAAUGCUUUGGGGUGAAUGUGGGUGGGGGGCGCUGCUGCUGGGGAUGGCCUCGCAGCCAGUCUGUGACACCCCUUCCCCCCACCCAUCCCAGUCCUUCGGCCGCAUCAAGAAGUGGCUGGAGCACGCCCGCUCCUCACCCAGCCUCGCCAUCCUGGCUGGGGGCAAGUGUGACGACUCUGUGGGUUACUUUGUGGAGCCCUGCAUCGUCGAGAGCAAGGACCCUCAGGAGCCCAUCAUGAAGGAGGAGAUCUUCGGGCCCGUCCUGACCGUGUACGUCUACCCGGACAACGAGUACAAGGAGACACUGCGGCUGGUCGACAGCACCACCAGCUACGGCCUCACAGGGGCAGUGUUCGCCCAGGAUAAGACUGUUGUCCAGGAGGCCACAACGAUGCUGAGGAACACGGCCGGCAACUUUUACAUCAACGACAAGUCCACUGGCUCCGUGGUCGGCCAGCAGCCCUUUGGGGGGGCCCGAGCCUCUGGAACCAAUGACAAGCCAGGAGGGCCCCACUAUGUCCUGCGGUGGACGUCGCCCCAGGUCAUCAAGGAGACCCACGAGCCUCUGGGGGAUUGGCGCUAUGCCUACAUGCAGUGAGCCCCGCUCGGCAUCUCUGCUGUCUGUCCACCUGUCUGUCUGGACGGUUGACCUCAGUGCACUGGCCCCGCUCCAGCCCCUUUGACCUGCUCCCCGUGGGACGGCCCCCUCUCCGGGGCCGAGACUGCCCCCUUGCCCUGCGCUGGGCUAUAUCCUGGCCUGUCCCCCUCUCAGGGGCAGGUGCGGGCUCUGAUUGGAGACCAUGCUGGAGAGGAACAGGGCUGCCACCCCUUAUCUCACGGCUGUCCUAGAGGUUCUUUCUGGCAUGUUCUCUCCCUGUCUUCUUUCUCUGCACUGUGGCCCAGUGGCUCAGGGACCUGGGGAAUGGCAGUAGAGUGCCUCCCAGGGUCCCUUCGGGACAAGGAAGCAGCUCUGGGCCCCUUGGCAAACCUGAGCAUCCAGGGACUCCUGGCCUUGGCCUUGGCUCCCCCAGGACUCCAGGAUUAGGUGUGACCCAGGGUGGCUGCAGGGCACGGGGGCACCAGCGGGCCUGGCCCCCUUUGGUCUGGGCUCUUCCUCACCAGGGCUCGGCCCACGCCCAGCUGGGCCAGCGGGUACCUGUGCCUGACCAUAUGCCUUAGACACCCGUGUGCCUUUCUCCAGGGCACCUCUGUUCUCCUGAGGCCCGCGUCAUUCCUGGCAGUCUCCGUGUGGUGGGCUUGGGGGCAGGCUACCUGCUGAGGUACAGGAUUGGUGGUCCUUCCCGUUUGGGCUGUGGUUUUAGAAGACCCUCGGUGGGCCUUCGUGCCAUCUCAGCUUGCCAUCGGCUCUCGGCUCUUCCUUUAGAGACGGCCGCGCUCCCCACCUGUGUUGGCCCAGGGUUUCCCGCAGGAGCUCGGCCCCCACUGGCUGUGGUAGAACAGGGCGGGGGAGACUGUCUCCCAGCCCCGACACCUGGCCUUGGGUUCCCAUCCAGCCUGGGCCGAGGAUGGCCCAUAAAACCUUCCCUCCUUUGCCCAGAGGGGGGUUCUGUGUGUGGACUGGCCCCUAGGCGGCCCGUUCUGCGACGCAGCCAGCUGGUGGACACACAGAAAAAACGUGCCAAUUGGAUUGCAGGGGGUUGGGGAUUGAUAAGGGGUGACUUCGGGGGACAGUUUUUAAGGGGCCCUAAGAGUGCUGGCCCUUCCUCAAGGACAGCCGGCAUGGGUCCCCUGUGGGGCUGGCCGCCGAGCACCAUGGUUAUACACUGUGGCCCGAGGUCCGGUGGUCACACCGCUGGGGCGGGGCGUGGGAUCUGCUUCCUUCCACGUUCCUCAUCGCUGCCUGGCGCGGCCAGUCAGCUGGGGAGAGGUGCCGGAGGUGGCCCUGGUUCUACUGAUUCCACACAGGGAGGUGGCGGUGGGAUUCGCUCUGCUGCACCCUAAUAAAUGCUUGUUAUGUAAUCAAA
Ailuropoda melanoleuca (giant panda) is the source of this 2222-nucleotide messenger RNA. RefSeq names its product delta-1-pyrroline-5-carboxylate dehydrogenase, mitochondrial-like. The record is from RefSeq and is a predicted model, not a curated record. Gene Ontology annotation, cellular component: mitochondrial matrix. Lineage: Eukaryota; Metazoa; Chordata; Mammalia; Carnivora; Ursidae. The coding region runs from base 8 to 835 and encodes 275 amino acids. Gene Ontology annotation, molecular function: L-glutamate gamma-semialdehyde dehydrogenase (NAD+) activity. The transcript has 4 exons.